Messenger RNA from Amphiprion ocellaris (clown anemonefish), 1096 nucleotides. Its product is annotated as nephronectin. Gene Ontology annotation, molecular function: calcium ion binding. The transcript has 7 exons. Bases 116 to 991 code for a protein of 291 amino acids. NCBI's taxonomy places the organism in Eukaryota, Metazoa, Chordata, Actinopteri, Pomacentridae. The record is from RefSeq and is a predicted model, not a curated record.
CAAAUGCACGCAUCGCAAAACAAGCGUCUUGUUUGUCAGGAAGAAGGCUUUCAGAGAAUAGAAGGAGCUAAUAUGUAGGUAAAGGGGUUAUAAUAGAAAACGGUGGUGGAAGAAGAUGAUUGAAAUCAGCCAACGAGUGUUUGCUGUGAUGGUACAUUUUAUUAUGCUGUCCCUGGCUCAUCACCAGAACAGCCUCCACAGGUCAGUGAAGGAGCCACAGCCUGGGGGUCAUGCACUGCCUGGACUCUGCAGCUAUGGUCAGACCACUUCCUGUUGUUUGGGAUGGAGGGGCGUUAAUGGAAUGUGUCAGCCGCUGUGCAAGAAGGCCUGUGUCAAUGGAAAAUGUGUGGGACCAGAUAAGUGUUUCUGCUCUACGGGGUAUAAAGGGCCUCAGUGUGAUCAAGAUGUGAAUGAGUGCGGUUUGCUGAGGAGGCCAUGUUCCCAGCGCUGCAUGAAUACAUACGGUAGCUAUCGCUGUUACUGUGAACCUGGUUACACACUCAGUGCAGACGGAUACACCUGCAUCAGAGAAGCCGCAUGUUUCUCCCUGCGCUGCCAGUUUGGUUGCCAGAUGGAGGGAGGGGGAGAGGUGCACUGUCUGUGUCCCCCCGGCCUCCACCUGGCUGCUGACAACAAGACCUGUGAAGAUGUAGAUGAGUGUCAGCGGGAUGCUGAUGUUUGUCCACCACGACGGAACUGCAGGAACACAUACGGCAGCUUCGUGUGUGUGUGCCGAGACGGCUUCGUGUUGGGGACACUGCAGGGUUCGGUGAAAUGUCGAGAUAAGGAUGAAUGUUUAACUGGGUCUCACCAGUGCAGCCGCCAUGCUCAGUGCGUCAACACAGAUGGUUCCUACACCUGUCAGUGUUUGGAGGACUACUUCGGAAACGGACGCACCUGCUGGCCCCGGAGAGCCCCACAGUCCAAGUCUGUCAUGUACUUCAACUACAAACUCUCCAAAAGGACCAAACCAGUGCAACCUUCAUCUUAGUGCUACUUCUCACAAGCCACAUGGUUCAAAUAUAAAGGGACUUACAACAUUCAUGGGUUAUUUAAGAGGCAUUCAAGUACAAAUAAAACCUUUUCGCUGCUCUCA